AAUAUAUGGUGUGAAAAACUUAUGUACACAUUCCGGAAAAAUGUUGUCUCAGUCUGAAACAAUUGAAAAUAUUCCACAGUGGGGAAGGAAGUGAAAUGCAUUCUAUGCUAUGGUAGAAAGGAGAAAUAUGAUAAAAUACUUUUGCCUACAACUACUUCACAAAGUCUACCUUUUACUCUUUGUUAUUCAGGCUUCCACUUACACGGACGGAUGUGUUAAGCCAAGUUCUACCGUCAGAUAUGUUUCUACUUGUCCUAUUACGGCUGUAGAAUGGCAGAUUUCUUCUCUGAGGAAAAAUUGCUCUCAGUAUUCAGAGAAAUGUCAAUAUGAAUACCAUUGUUUAAUAAAUCCAUUUCUUAACGCAACUCUAGAAGUUUGUGCACAAAGAGUGAAUAUAAUAGAGAGAAAAUGUGCCGAAUUUAAUCCAGGAGGGGAAGUUAUACAAGAAAAUUCUCUUGCAACUUGUCAGAGAGCAGGAGAGAAUUGUUCAUACACAUAUUCUUCGACGACUGCUUAUAAAUAUCCUGGGUGCUAUAAUCUGACAAAGCUGCAACCUAAUGGUGAAAGACAAAUAACCCAAAACAACGAAAACUCUACUCAGCGGUCAUUUACGAUAUGGAAAGUGAUUUUGAUUUGCCUUGGCUGUGUGAUAGUCAUAGGAAUUAUGAUACUCAGUAUCAUAUGCUGGAAACGCAAAAGAGGGCAGGGAUCUUUGAGACAAGGCUCUAAAAAGGAAAGUGAGCCUUUUGUGCAAACGUCGGAAUUAAAAUCACAAACAGACACACACGAAAAUAGUGACGCAGAGCAUCCAGGAGAAAAUAUCAUUAAUAUUAGUCCUGAUCCAACGUACUACACAGCAACGGACAAAAUAACGUCAUCAGAGAAACCUCCAGUGUACAACAUUUUCCCUAGUCCAGUAACUGAAGAAAAAUCAGAGUCGGAAUUUAAUAUUCGAAUGGAAAACGGAAGUGAAAUUUAA
Molecule: messenger RNA, 979 nt
Organism: Saccostrea echinata
Lineage: Eukaryota; Metazoa; Mollusca; Bivalvia; Ostreida; Ostreidae
Exons: 8
Coding region: 110-979 (289 amino acids)
Source: RefSeq, a predicted model, not a curated record